AUGAGGUCGAAGCGCCAUUCUCCGCAGCAGUCUAAUGGGGCCACUGUGCUGCCGCCAAACAAGGUGGCGGAGUUGGUUAGACAGCUGGCGGAGGCUCAGUACGAGGCGCAGCAACUUCGCCAGCGCGUGGAAUUGGUGCAGCGCGAAAACACUUCCUUUCAAGACGCCGUUUCAAAACGAAAGAUCGAGGAGGACCUCGCAACGGUCGUGCAACAGCAGCGGUGUGAUGACGACAAAUCGCUAGAGGCGGGUCGCACAGGCGCUUAUGUCAACAACAGCAAUAAUUGUAUAGAAAAGUCAAGUUUUAUAGACCGGCUGUUGUCACCGCCAAAGCUGACGACGCGGCCGAUGCCACCGCCCGACUCGAACGGUGCUCUGCCGUCGCCGUUGCGCCCUUUCACGACGAAAACCGACGAGCCGUCCGCUGCGCCUGUGGGAGCGGCAGAUGGCCAUGCUUCUUCGUCGAGCGAGCUUUACUGGAAGCGGAAAUACGCCAAGUUGAAGCGCGUGCACGAAAAGGCUCUCAGGGAGCGUGACCUGCAGCUCGCUGAGGUGCAGCAGCUUGUCUUUCAAAUUCAUGAGGAACAGGACGAGCUGCAGCACCGGCACGAACGGGAUCGCCUGCAGCACAAACUUGACCAGGAGGCGAAGGACCGGAUGCAGCUGGAGGCGAGGACGAAAACACUCGAAGAAGAGGCUGCUGCAUGGCGGCAGCGGUACUUGCGCUUAGUAGAGGAGCCCGCACCGCUACGAUGCCGUACCCUGGCACAAGACUUACCAGCAGCAGCGGGCGACGCGGGCGACAUCGGCAGGGCAUACCUGACAGAGGGCCUCAACCACACGGAUGCCUCCUUCGUGCUGCUGGACAGCGCGAUGACGUCUAUGAGGGAGACAGAUGCACCAGCACAGAGGGCUCGUGUGCCGCUUGCAAGUCACCACAAUAGCGUGACGAGUGGAAAGUACAGCGGAGUGGAGCAGCAGUUACACCACCACCACCACCACCACCAGCAGCAGCAUCAGCAUCAGCAACGGCAGCGGCUGCAAUGUGGGGGAGGAGGUACCUCUCUUAGCCCAACGGAGAGUUACACUGUACCACCGCAUGUCCACGCCACUGUAGGUAACCGCUCAAUGGCCAUACAGGUGGGGCCAUCGACUGCAACGACAGCGUCACAGACAACGACGUGCUUCUGGAAAUCUGUUGGAACACAGACAGACACGGAAUGGGAAGGUGAUGACAAUAAUGACGGGAUUCAGUCAACAAAGAAUUUUGAGCCGACGCAACGCGUACGAGUGGGAAGCGCCUACACAAAUAGUAGAGCCACGUCCAUGCUUCCAGGGUAUCACCUGCGGGAGGCACCGUGGACUCCUGUGGCAUCGUUCGUCGCCCCGCAGCCUCCCCAAUGCGGGACUUCGAAAGGCCACUUUUACUACACAGAGGGUGAGACGCAGGCGAACACCAACGCCUACGUGACGUCGCCCAUGCCAUUAUUCAAGCAGCCGUUUGACCGCGAACCCGCACCAAAUACUCCUCCUACCGCCGUUGCCGGUUCUGCGGAUUCUUUUAAUUCGGCGGGCUUUGGUUUUGCUCUCGGUGCGGAACAGGCGAAGCGAGACCGUCUUGACGAGGACAUCCGCAAGCAUGAUCAACUCUUAGAAGCUGUGGCAAAGUUGCAGAGACAGGCUCAGCGGGCUGCCAAAACGCCGUCUUUUUAG
Trypanosoma grayi is the source of this 1713-nucleotide messenger RNA. RefSeq lists its product as hypothetical. NCBI's taxonomy places the organism in Eukaryota, Euglenozoa, Kinetoplastea, Trypanosomatida, Trypanosomatidae. The record is from RefSeq and is a predicted model, not a curated record. The transcript has a single exon. Bases 1 to 1713 code for a protein of 570 amino acids.